GCGGCGGCGCUAUGGGGGCGGGGCGAGCUGUGGGCACCGGCACGGAUGCACGGCGCGGACGAGGAGGAGGAGGCGGCGGCGGCGAGGGGGCCGCGAAUGAGCGCGGCGAGCACGCAGACCGACAGCAUGGCUGGCCAAAUACCCAGGCUUUCUAAGGUCAAUCUUUUUACUUUGUUCAGUCUCUGGAUGGAGCUCUUUCCUUCUGCCGAACAACAGAAGAAAUCACAGGUAAAGAAGAGCGGUCUGGUUGUGGUGAAGAACAUGACCAUUAUUGGUCUUCAUUGUUCCAGUCCAGACCUGCAUGCUGGUCAGAUCGCGCUCAUUAAACAUGGAUCGAGACUUAAAAACUGUGAUCUUUACUUUUCCAGAAAACCGUGUUCAACUUGCUUAAAAAUGAUUGUAAACGCUGGAGUGAACAGGAUUUCUUACUGGCCCGCAGAUCCUGAAAUCAGCUUGCAGAAUGAGGCAUCCAAUCCUGCGAUGACCAGUGAUGCAAAGCUCGAUGCCAAAGCAGUAGAAAGGCUGAAGUCAAACAGCCGUGCUCGGGUGUGUGUGUUGCUUCAGCCCUUGGUGUGCUACAUGGUGCAGUUUAUUGAAGAAACUUCCACCAAGCUUGAUUUUAUUAAAAAAAUAGCCAAAUCCCAGCCUGACUUUAAUACUGACUUUUAUACUGCAUGUAGACAAGAAAGAAUUAAAGAAUAUGAAAGUUUAUUCCUGAUUUCAAAUGAGGAGACACACAAGCAAAUAUUGAUGACCAUAGGACUGGAGAACCUCUGUGAAAAUCCAUACUUCAGCAAUCUUAGGCAAAAUAUGAAAGAUCUGGUCUUGGUCUUGGCCACGGUGGCUGCCAGCGUCCCUGUCUUUGGUUGCUUUGGAUUUUACAGCAGUGAACCACAGCCAGCAAAUGAAACAUGCCAUCAGGGUUUGCCCCAAGAGAUUGCAAGGCACUGUAUGGUACAAGCCAGGCUGCUCGCCUACCGGACAGAGGAUCAUAAAACAGGAGUCGGAGCUAUUAUUUGGGCAGAAGAAAAAGCAAGAAGCUGUGAUGGAACAGGAGCAAUGUAUUUCGUAGGCUGCGGUUACAAUGCCUUUCCUGUUGGAUCUGAAUAUGCUGAUUUUCCACACAUGGAUGACAAACAAAAAGAUCGGGAAAUCAGGAAGUUCAGAUACAUCAUACAUGCUGAGCAGAACGCCUUGACAUUCAGGUGUCGAGAAAUAAAGCCAGACGAGAGAAGCAUGAUAUUUGUGACAAAAUGUCCUUGUGAUGAAUGUGUCCCUUUAAUCAAAGGGGCUGGUAUCAAGCAAAUCUAUGCAGGAGAUGUCGAUGCGGGAAAAAAGAAAGCAGAUAUUUCCUAUAUGAAGUUUGGUGAACUGGAGGGUGUAAGCAAAUUUACUUGGCAGUUAAAUCCAUGCCACCCUAAUGCCGUUGAGUUCCAUGAUCCCACAAUGAGGGAAAAUGGAGUUCAGAAGACAAAAUCAGUAGAUGAUCAGCAGCACCAGAACAAGAAACUGUGUCUUGGUCACUACUGAAUAAUCACUUAAGCACUCCUGCAUUCUUGCUCUGUGCUUUUUAUAACGCAGCCUGUUUGCACUUUCAAAUAACGAAGGAUUUUAUUUAUUGUUUGGAAAGUGAUUUUUAGAAUAACUUUAUUUAUGAUGCCUUGAAUGUUUUUCAGAAUUACUUGAAGGUCUUUUUAAUUUAGAAGUUCCUGGGGAAAAAAUGCUGCUUGUAUUUUCUAUGAAAGUAAUUGGGUGGCAAAUAAUUGUUAAUGCAUAAGAACAAAUGCAGAAAUUUGUUGCUGGUAGAUCAGAGGAAUAAUAAAAUGUUAUCUCUUU
This is a messenger RNA of Lagopus muta (rock ptarmigan), 1836 nucleotides long. It is a transcript of the gene CDADC1, whose product is annotated as cytidine and dCMP deaminase domain containing 1. Gene Ontology annotation, biological process: dTMP biosynthetic process; dUMP biosynthetic process. Lineage: Eukaryota; Metazoa; Chordata; Aves; Galliformes; Phasianidae. The record is from RefSeq and is a predicted model, not a curated record. Bases 46 to 1530 code for a protein of 494 amino acids. The transcript is spliced from 9 exons. Gene Ontology annotation, molecular function: dCMP deaminase activity; zinc ion binding. Gene Ontology annotation, cellular component: cytoplasm.